AUGGCGGACGGCGACUGGUCGUGCGACGCCAAUGAUGCGCUCCAUAUCACGGUCGUGCAACCUGGCGAAACGAAGCCAAGGACUGUCUCUACCUUCCACCCGCAGUUCACAUAUCCCAUUUUCGGCGACGAGGAGCAGAUAUUUGGUUACAAAGGCCUAAUAAUUCGUCUACGCUUUGCCGCUCAUGACCUCCGCCCUCACGUCCAUAUUUCGUACGAUGAACGUUUCAAGGCCGUUGGGGAGACCAGCGCGACUGAUCUCCUGGGGGCACUGAAGCCGUUUAUACCAGAAGAGGCAUUGAUAAACCUUGCCGACUACGAAAAGGCUGUCCAAGAAGACCCAGAAGCAAAGGACUUCACGCCUCCAGGCAAGCUUGUUUACGGUUACGAGGCCAAUGAACGCAAAUACGAGAUAUGGGCUGGCUCUCUAGCCGACCCGGCUGUGCGCCGUCUUUUAGAUCGCGUUCAAGUACUGGUCUCCUUGUUCAUCGAAGCUGGCACGCCUCUCGAAACGAACGACCCCGAAUGGACACUCGAGCGCUGGACUGUUUUCUUCGUUUACGAAAAAAUCAAACCCCCCCACGCCGGCGGCAUCCUCAUACUCCAUUGUCGGGUACGCCACAGCCUAUCGGUACUGGCUUUACCAGCGCGACCGCACCGAGGCUCCAUCAAGAUCUCUGAACUCCCUGCUCGACUUCGCAUUGCCCAGUUCCUCAUCCUUCCAUCACACCAUCGUUCCGGCCAUGGGACACACCUCUACACAACAAUCCACGCCUCAUGCAUUGCCGAUCCAACCAUCGUGGAGCUGACGGUCGAAGAUCCGAACGAAAACUUCGACGCACUACGCGACUCAGCAGACUACUGUCUAUUGCGCCCGGAGUUCCUCAAGCGCAACGUGAAUAUCAACCCCGAUCCCCACGGCGCCUACUCCAAGAAGCAACGCCCUCGCACUGUUCCUACUGGAGCUCUGAUCCCAACCGAAGAUCUAAAUAGCAUCCGCACUAAUUUCAAAAUUGAGGCUACGCAGUUCGCGCAUAUCGUGGAGAUGUACCUCCUGGGCCGGAUCCCGAAGAGCCAUCGCCUGGCGGGCGGUACGAACCUCGCCCGACUCCUGAUCAAAAAGCACAAGGCCGAUAACGAAGACGACCGACGCUACUACUGGUGGCGCAUGCUCACCAAGCAACGACUCUACAAAAAGCACCGGGAGCUGUUGGCCGAAUUGGAGCUAAUUGACCGCGUGGAGAAGCUGGACGACACAGUGCGCAAUGUGGAGGAAGGCUACGAAAUCACUUUGGAUGCACUAGAGGGCCGUCUUCCAGAGGCGGAAGAUGACUCUGGAACAGCUUCGAGCGGUAGACGUGAGAAGCGUAAGCUGACGGUUGAGGACGAGGACGACGAGGACGAGGAAGAAGAGUCGACCGGCACGCCACUCGCCAAGCGACCAAAAGUUUAG
Molecule: messenger RNA, 1452 nt
Organism: Penicillium chermesinum
Lineage: Eukaryota; Fungi; Ascomycota; Eurotiomycetes; Eurotiales; Aspergillaceae
Gene: hat1
Product: histone acetyltransferase catalytic subunit HAT1
Exons: 5
Coding region: 1-1452 (483 amino acids)
Biological process (GO): subtelomeric heterochromatin formation
Cellular component (GO): nucleus
Molecular function (GO): histone H4 acetyltransferase activity
Source: RefSeq, a predicted model, not a curated record